CUACAUCCGUGAUGUGAUGUGGUCGCGAUCAACGAUGGGGAAACUGGCGUCGGUCUAGUUUACUAAGUUGAAAACGCAAUUGUUGAUCACAGAUUUCGACAGAAAUUCAAAGGAUCUGAUAGAAUUGAUGGUGGAUAUGAUGGGUCAAGUUAACGUUAAGCUCUUAGUCAGGUUUUUUGGAAAGAAACAACGGUAUGUUCAUCGUUAGGACUCGCGGUUGUAGCCAUGCAGGAGACGAUAUAAGACAGUAGGACAGAUUUAGACAAAGUGCAGGAUUUUAAUGAAGACUCGCACCGGUACCCUGACAUGAACAUGUAAAUUUUUCGAGCCUCGAAACCAGCCUCGCUUAUGAUCAUGCCGAGUCACAGUCGUGAUGGAAGUUGCCAGGAAACAACACGUUAACUUAACUCUGCCUACAUGUUUUCGCUUCCAAUAUCAUAUAACUUUAUUUUAUAAAUUCGCCAUGCAGAAGUUGCAGACGGUAUUUAAAACUGUAUAAAAUGAAACAACAGAAUGAUAUGUUUAAUGUUUCUCUUUCAUAAAUUGAUGAAAUUCUUGUUUGUUUACAAAAUAAACUGUAUAAAUAUCCUGCUGCGUUUGUUUCUGUUAUGAUGUCAUUGCAGUGGCGGAUCCGGGGUUUACGAAAGGGUGUGUGUGAAAGUCAAGUAUUAGCCAAAAUACUCAGCCAUUUUUGGUGCCAAUCUGGAAUUUUACUCACACUAUUUCUAUUAUUUAAAUUUGUGGCGAGAGGGAGAGGGGCUAAAUCCCCCACUGCAUUGCAUAAACAAGAAGCCAGGUGAAAAUACGGGAACAGACUUUUGAAGCGGUGAUUGUAUUUAUACACAAGAACAAACUGAUCACGUGACCAAAUUCAUGUCACACGAAAUUGAACAUCGAUUUCAUUAGUAAUGUCAUAUAAGGAAGUGCAUUGGCAAAUGUAAAUAUUAAAUGAUGACAUAUCGGACAGACAGAAUAUUAGAAAGUGUAUAGAACCAUAGACGUAAAACUUUUACGCGUAUGAUAGAACUAACUGCGCACAGUUCACUCCUUCGUUAUGCUCUUUAUGACGUCAUAUUGAUCAAGACGCUACAGAUUUUGACACUAACAUUAUAACGUCAUAGUAGGGCAGUGUGACGUUAUAUUUUGCGUAACCGACACUCGGAGUCAAAAGUGUAACAUGCACCCGUGGAGCCAAUAAAAAUAAUGGAUUAAAAAUGAUAUCGACUUGAUGGUUUAUACAGGAAAUCAGGUGUCCAAAUGGAUGGCAAUGCUCCUUUCUAAGGUCAUCAACCAUGCCAGUUUGUGAUCAACUUUCAAACAGUUUAAUUUGAAGAUCAGUAGGCAUCGAAAUAAAUCAAGCAAAAUGGACAAUUCGACUGGAAUAAUUUCUAAUACUUCUAGAAAUAUUUAUCAGACACUAGAAGAAGUCAAUGCAUCGAAAGCUGAACAGCGCCUCCCAACGGUCAUCUUCCUCGUCUUUCUGAUUAUCGUAGGACUGAUUGGAAACACAGUGGUCAUUGUUGCAUACUCCCUGAAAUACCCACCGUCCACGUUCAGACUGUACAUCCUAACUCUAGCUGUGCUUGACUUUCUCUCUUGCCUCAUCCCAAUGCCCCUUGAGGUCGUUGACAACGCAUACCCUGUAAUGUUCUAUAACGAGGAGUUCUGCAAAAGUGGACGUUUCUUUGGCAAUGUCCUAAAGAUCGGAUCUGCGUUUGUUCUUGUUGUGAUGGCGGCCGGUAGAUACAAAAAGAUUUGUCACCCAUAUUCAAAGCCCACCCCGUUGCUGGUGGCGCGUCUAUUAUGUGCAGCAUCAAUCGUCCUUGCCAUCGCCCUUUCGUGGCCUAACGCAAUCAUACAAGGAAUAAAACACGUGUAUCUCCCGGGGAACAUCACUGGCUUUGACUGCUCUAUCGAUGACGUCAUUCGGGGUACUAAAUACCCCUUUAUCUACUCCACCACUUUGUUUGUCGUGUACGUUAUAGUGUUUUUGUUGCUGACUGUACUGUACAGUUUGGUAAUUUUCGCCCUUCAACGUCAUGCCAAAAAACAAACGACUCGGAACCUCAAUGAAAGACUAAAUAAAUUGAACCCCAGAAUAACAAAACUCAUGAUUGCAAUAACAGUGGCAUUCAUUUUGUGUUAUUUACCGAACUGUCUUCUGGAUGCGAUUUCCACAUUCAAAAGAGGAAAUAUUUUCCCACCGAGUCCCAUUGUCUUGGGAACGCUUCCGCUUUUAGCCAGAGCAUUUUUUAUCAACAAUGUUAUCAAUCCUUUUAUAUAUUUGAUAGGAGAAUCCAAAUUCCGCAACAUCGUGAAACAAUCUUUGAGAUGGUUGUAUUAUACUGUUUGCUGCCCUAAAGAAAAACAAAAGCAAAGAUUUGCCAUAACAGAGUCAUUUCGCUUAACGGAGGUUAAAUCGAAUGAUUCUGGCUAAUUCAUGAUGAUCGUCAAAUACAUGUUUCAUAAUAUGUAUACAGUGAUGUUGGUUGUUUCUGAACACGUGGGGAUUGUUCAGCUUCGAAUGCUAUUAGAAGUAUACGUUGUUUAUUGGAGAAUGUUCGUCCUGUGGCGGGUUUUUUUCCUAAUGAACAAUAUCAUCCCGUGUCCGCUAAAGCUAUCUGAACGUUUGAUAUUUCGUCAAUGAAGAAAACUGCGAACUAAUACGAAGGCGAAAACAUGCAAUAUACAGCGUCUUUAUUCACUAGAGUAUUCGUUAUGUAAUGGAUACAAAGUUGCAGUACUAAAAUGCUGACACCAGUGAAAUAUCAAUUUGAGACAUCAUCUCCCAGAUAAGGUCAUACGUUAAGAUUGCUCUCCUUACGCUGAUGAGCACAGGGCACUCCGGUUUUGAGAUAGUUGUUUUGUAUCGGUGACUUCACCUACUUCCGGUUUCCUCUUGUUCACUUAAACAUUGUAUAUACAUGUACGGAGUUUUUCUGCAUUUCAUGUAGUGUUAAGACAUGUUUAUGGACUACGACUGUGUCGUAAUAUAAUGCUGCACACUACAUUUAAACAGACAUGAGGACAGUGUUAAAAAAAAAAAGAUAUGGAUAGAACGUCGCUAACAGAUACAAAUAUUGAUAAACAAGUUUCGUUAAGGCAAUUUUAUUGUUAAUCUCCAUAAAAGUUGAAAUCAAAAGCCCUGAAUGCCAUAAUUCAUAUCUAAUGAUAUUUCUUAUAUUAAGCAGCGCGGUGUAAUUAACGGUUGCUAAGAUGCAGAAAACUAAGUACUAAUUUAAAGUUUGUUAUUGUUUGACUUUUCCUUAUUUGAUAGAGCACCAUGCUGGACCGUGUUCGCGUCUUGUUAUUUUCGCUUGCUGUUGUACAAUGAUAUACGAUUUUGACCCGUUUUGUUUAGAGUUAUUAUAUAUAUUGUCCAGUAUUUGUCAUGUUUUAAAUUUACCUGAAGUAAAAGAGAGCGAAAAGUUG
Ostrea edulis (European flat oyster) is the source of this 3432-nucleotide messenger RNA. RefSeq names its product C3a anaphylatoxin chemotactic receptor-like. Lineage: Eukaryota; Metazoa; Mollusca; Bivalvia; Ostreida; Ostreidae. The transcript has 5 exons. Gene Ontology annotation, biological process: neuropeptide signaling pathway. Gene Ontology annotation, cellular component: membrane. The coding region runs from base 1364 to 2437 and encodes 357 amino acids. Gene Ontology annotation, molecular function: G protein-coupled peptide receptor activity. The record is from RefSeq and is a predicted model, not a curated record.